ACGACCGUCCCCAACAUGUGCUCUCAUAUGGUGGCACUCUCCAUAAGCUAACAUAAGGGCGCUAUGGCGUCUGACCUGGGCCGGCCAGUCGCGAGAACGUCGUCGAUCAGUAUAAACUCGCCUAAGGUAGGUAAGUUAGUCUGCCGCAGGCGAACGAGCUGCCACGGACAACCCGACAAACCAUAGACCGUAGCCCUGUCGACGGCAUGCCGGCAAAGUUGACUGGUCAACAGGUCCGUUCUAGCCGAGGAAGAGAUUCCGCAAGCCGAGCGAGUCCGGCAGUGAGUUCUCCGCCAAGUUCUUGUGUUUGUGAUGGACCUUUUAACUUCCCUGGACCGUCCGGGCUCAAGACCAAGUAGUACGCAGCCGAGACCGUGCGAGCACACCUCUAUGAAGACCUAUUGCGGCAUGACGGAAUGCAGCAAGCAUUCCUACAUCUGCCCAAACCUACAUUCGUCACUCUUGAUACCAAGAGCAGAUAGUAGAGCUGGUGCCAGCCCCAAGGUCCCACCGCAGCACGGACGUAUUGACUCUCUGUUCUCUGGGAUCUUGGACACGCCUCCCAUUCUCUUCCACAUGGAUAAAGGCGCCAUCAACGUGGGCCCGCACAUGAACCUGCUUUUCACGAUCCAGACUUGCUGCUCUGAUAUUGAACGCCCAGUACCAAAUGUGCUCGAAAUGGCAAGCUACCUAGUCCACAUAAGCAGUAUGGUGGUCUACGCUGUGGACUUCGCUUGACCUGGUCGACCUCUGUACAGCUUGAUCACAGAACGUGUCUCGCUCAGUAAGCAAGCCUACGACGACAAUGCCGCAAUCCUUCCUUUAGUGAUACUGCCCGACUUUCUUUCAUCGACAUUCCAUGCCCGCUCUGUGUAGUUGUUAUCUUUUGCAGGGUGCAGUGUCUGCCUCCGGCGGAAGCGGUGAGUAUAGCUCCAUGCAGUCUGACAAUGCGGUAGCGACGCCCCAGGUAGCUCCGAU
Messenger RNA from Baudoinia panamericana UAMH 10762, 978 nucleotides. RefSeq lists its product as uncharacterized. The transcript has a single exon. The record is from RefSeq and is a predicted model, not a curated record. Bases 313 to 738 code for a protein of 141 amino acids. NCBI's taxonomy places the organism in Eukaryota, Fungi, Ascomycota, Dothideomycetes, Mycosphaerellales, Teratosphaeriaceae.